This is a messenger RNA of Entrophospora sp. SA101, 141 nucleotides long. NCBI's taxonomy places the organism in Eukaryota, Fungi, Glomeromycota, Glomeromycetes, Entrophosporales, Entrophosporaceae. The record is from the annotation of a GenBank genome assembly.
AUGGAAAAAUUAGAAGACAAGUUGUGUCUUUGCCAAAUCGAACCACCUUUUAAAGAAGCAAAAAAAGUUUUGGUAAUCGCUCACAGAGAAGAAUUGAUUGAUCAAGCACGUUCUCAAAUCAGUAAAGUUUCACCUGAUUUG